CACACACACACACACACACACACACACACACACACACACAGCCUGACUGAGGCAGUCAGGAAGCAGCUCCACAGUUUUCCUGUAGCAGCGAUAGUCUGUGGACAUUUUGGAGUUUCUGUAUUUAUACUGUCAUCAUGGUGACCACGGAGACUCACCAGUCUCAGGACCUUCUGGUCCCCCCACAGAACCAGGACCAGCAGGACCCGGAGAACCAGCAAGAAGAGGACCCAGCCUCGCCCUCUUCCCAACUCAUGGGAUUCGAUCCAGAGAAGAUGAGUCAGGGCCCCGUCAACGCCAUCACAGUCCUCACCCUGCUGGAUAAGCUGGUCAAUAUGCUGGACGCCGUGCAGGAAAACCAGCACAAGAUGGAGGUGCACCAGAUGGAGAUGGAGGGCGUGGUCAGAGGGAUCCAGGCUGACAUGACCAAACUUUCCAAGAGUCACAGUCACACCUCGAACACCGUCAGCAAACUGCUGGACAAGAGCCGCAAGCUGUCUGUCACCAUGAAGGAGAUUCGUGAUAAGAUGGAGCGCCAGGGCAUGCAGGUGAAGAAGCUGCAGGCGAACCAUGCCCAUCUGAUCAACAGGAACAACUUCAGAGUCCUCAUCUUCCAGGAGGAGAACGAGAUCCCCUCCACUGUUUUUGUGAAGGAUCCUCCUCCAUACCCUCGGGAUGAGAUUUUGGAGGAAGGUGAGGAAGGCAGCAUUGAUGUCAACUGUUCCCAAGAGGGUGGGCUCCAUACUAUUGACCUGUCAUCUGACGAAGAUGUGGGGCUGGAGGCAGAGAUAGAGGAUGAGGAGGUGUGGCCUCAAGAUUUGGAGAACAUGGAGAAGUCCAGAGCUGAGAAACUGAAACAUUCCAGUCUGAAGAAGGUCGACAGCCUGAAGAAGGCAUUCUCCAGGCAGAACAUUGAGAAGAAGAUGACAAAGAUUGGAACAAAGAUAGUUUCUGCAGAACAAAGAGAGAAGAUCAAACAGAGGACCUCCAGCUUGAAGGUUUCACCUUUGAGCUUCCACAUCAGGAAGCCUCGCAGUAGCUCUGAUUCUCAGCCUCCAGAGGCCUCUGCUCCAACUGAGGAGUCACUUACUACUGAAGCCGACAUCCAGCUCUCCCCACUGGGAAGCACUGACCAGGAGGUCUCCUUCACAGAGGUUCAUGCCCAGCUGGCCCCAGAUGAGCCACAGGAAGAGAUGGUGAAAAAGGAGAUGAAAGAAGAGAAGGAGGUGGUGAAAGACCAGGAGACAUCUGUUGUGGUGGAGGCUAAUGUGUCAGUGGUUUCUGAGGGAGUUGGAGAAGAGUAUGCGCUGUCCUCCACACUCCCUCAGGAGGAGAAAGGAGAGGAGGAGAAGGUGGAUGAAUUCUAAACACUUCUCUGGUAUUGGAGGUUCAUCAGUGACUAAACAAAUCUGAGCUAUAAUCAAUCAGAGUCCAGAUCUUCUAAAAGAAACAUUUCAAUUUCCUUUCACUGAAGUUCCUCUUGAGCUCUCCUUAAAUUCUCCAAUUCGGUCCUUAAAGAUUCUCCAAAGGUUACCUUAAAGUCCCACUGGGUUUCCCCAGUUAAAGAACCCCAGGUUUCCUACAACAAUCCCAAAGUUCCCUUCAAUAAAAAACUUGAUGAGGUUCCUUUAAGAGUUCUCUGGGGUUCCUCCAAAGUUUUUCUUCUUUCAUGUUUCUGGUCAUUUUGCUAAACUAGGCUGAGCAGCUGCUUGCUGUAGCUUCAUAGUUACAGAUCUGAAAAUGUUACAAUGUUCCUUCAAGGUUUGAAGCUCAGUUUUGUUCUGUACUGGAUCAAUAAUUCAGAGUAUUGAUAAACCUCCACAAACAUCUGCUGUGUUACAUGUGACCCUGAAAACUACGUAUCUCAUAAAGUAUUGAGGAACCAGUGUUCCUCACGCUCUGUUAUGUUCAUUUAUGUUUAAGGUUAAAAGUCUGUAUGACGUUGGAGAACUUUAAUUCUUCCACUGAGCUGAAACCUGAAGCUAGAACGUGGAGAUAAGGGGUUUCUACAGUUUUAAUAUAUCUUUAUGUUCCUUCUUUUGUUGCUGACCUACAGUACACUCUGUAUAAGAAGCUGACUGAUGUAACUCUGAUGAUCAGCCUGAUCAGGAACCUUCACAGCAUAAACCAUUUACUCAGUAGACCCCAGUUAAGUUCUAAAUCGCUACCUGUCAAUCAUCCAAAACUCAGGGAACACAAAGUCAUCAUGGUGCUAAACAGACCCUUAAAAUGUUCCCAAAAGGUUGCAAUAAUGUUCUACAAGCUGUCACCUAAUGAUCCUUCAGGUUAUUAGAACAUUAUGCCAGUGUUCCACUAUGGUUCCUCAGGAGAUCCCUAAGUAUCGUGUAACUUGAAAGUCUCAUGAAGGAUUUUACAUCCGCCGAGUGCUCUCCAGGGUUCCAGUAGCAUUCUGGUAACAAUCCCCAUUCUUACAUUGCCUAAAUGUUCCUCCAAUGUUUGUCUUAAAUUAUUGUUUGGUUCAGAUGAGAUUUUAAUGUACUCUUCUUGUCCCCAAAGGUUCUAAAAGGUUCUCAAGAGAUUCCCUCUAGAACUGUCUAAAUUCUUAUUUGACUGCUCCGAUGUUCCAGACUCAUAUUUGGAACUAGUUUCACUUAAACAUUCCCUUCAACUUUCCUAUUAAAUGGCUUUAAAUUUUUUCAAGGACUCUUAGCUGUUAACAUCAGGUCCCCCUGAUGUUCCUCUAACAUUCCCUAGUGCCUUCUUAAGUGCUCCCAAAAAUAUCCUAAGCAUUCCCUAAAGGUUCCCCUGGUGAGUCACUUGUGUUUUCCUAAUGUUCAGCUGCAAUUCCCCUGAUGUUUAUGUUCUGCUGAGGUUCUCCUGACAUUCCUCUAGUGUUCUUCUGAGAUUACUGCUUGUUUCAGUUGCUAUGUUGAUUUACUGAACAAGAAUUUGUAUCUGAUGUUUGCUUUUCAUUUUUUGACUUUUCAAUUGUUUAUUCUCUCUGUGCUUAUCAAUAAAUUGCCUUUUCCAGCUUAUUAAUGACAGAAGUAUUUGUAACCACAGUGUUAACCUGCUGAGCAGACCCGAUUGGACUUUUUGAUUAGUUGAUCAGUUUGUUGCCUUCAGGUUUAACAUUGCAGUUUUUCUUAUAUUUUAUCGCAAGAACAAACUUUGUGCUGCCAAAGAACAUUUCCUGUUCCAAUUGAUCACCUGUCGAUCAAUCACCUGAACCCUACAUAAUCAAUAAAACUUUUAAAACCACA
Messenger RNA from Archocentrus centrarchus (flier cichlid), 3221 nucleotides. It is a transcript of the gene cavin2b, whose product is annotated as caveolae associated protein 2b. The transcript is spliced from 6 exons. Gene Ontology annotation, molecular function: protein kinase C binding. NCBI's taxonomy places the organism in Eukaryota, Metazoa, Chordata, Actinopteri, Cichliformes, Cichlidae. The record is from RefSeq and is a predicted model, not a curated record. Bases 135 to 1364 code for a protein of 409 amino acids. Gene Ontology annotation, cellular component: cytoplasm; caveola.